UUCACGUGAUACUGUGUUAUGAUAACAACUAAUUGAUACUUGAUAUAUGGGAAUUUAACUAAUUAUUAAUUACUGGAUAAUGUUAACAUAGAUGGCAUUACUUGCUUCUUUAGUUCAAACAAUAAUUUAGCAUAUUUUAUUGCUUUUCUGAAAAUGGAGAACAAUGGGUAAAAGAAAAACAAAUACGUCAACAGAAGAUGAGAUACCAGAGAAGGUUGCCUGCAGUGAUGUUGAAAGACUUCAGGAGGAUGAAGACGAAGAUCUACCAAAUCCAUUUACAUCUGUUAAAAAGCAACCCAGUGAUUUUAAGGAAGGCGACUUGGUCUUUGCCAAGUUCGAAAAAUAUCCGUUCUGGCCAGCUGUUUUUUACAAAUAUAUGAAGAGAAGAAAAAGAAAGCCACCAUACGCAUUAGUUCAUUUCUUUGAAAGUGCAACUGAAGACAACACCAAUAAAAAAGUAUAUAAAAUUUCUCUUUCAAAGUUAAAAUCAUACACAUGCGAGGAACGGGAUGAGUUCAUUAAGGCUGGUGAAUCCGAAUCUGAUUUUAACUAUGGAAUGGAGAAAUGUGGUGAUUAUUUAACGAAGCGCGCAUUGGGAAAAAUUACAGAUUUCUUUUACGCCGUUGACGAAGAAGAGGAUGAUAAAGAUGAGGAUGAAGAGGGUGAUAAUCAGGAGCAGAAGAGUGAAAAUGACUUGGACGAAGCUAAAAAUAAUGAAUCCGAAGAUGUUUCACAAGAGAUUAAAUCGACACAAAUGAGUCCAAUAAAAGCUAUCAUGUCGUAUGAUUCGAACCACAGAUCGAGAAGAAACGCAAGUUCUUGUAAUAAACAACUGUUGGAGUGGGUGAAACAGUCCAGCAAGCCAUUUCUUUUCGCUGUUACACGUGGUGAGCAAACUUCUAACAGACAUUCAACAUUUAUUAAAGGAACACAAAAAGAAAAAGAUCGGUUAAAAUGGUCAUCCGGGUUCGGACCACUUGAUGAAGACCAGUCUGACGACCUUCUACGCAUGCUGGUCACGUGGUAUCAGAAAGAAUUUCCAGAAAGUAGCUUUAAUCCGAUCACGUACGUCUCCGAAGUUUGGUUACCCGAGGCUAUCAUUCGUGGAAUAGCGAAAACACAGCAGAUUUCGUUAAGUGAAGCAGAACUCAAAUAUCUGAAAUGAAAGAAGGUUUUUAUCUCUAAAAAAACUGUAAAUAAAACUUUGUUAGUAGGUAGAUAUAGUUAUAAAUUUUUUUAGGAUUUCAAGUAGAAAUAGAAUUUUAAAAAUAAAGAUUGUAUAUUUAAAAAAA
Messenger RNA from Hydractinia symbiolongicarpus, 1292 nucleotides. RefSeq names its product PWWP domain-containing DNA repair factor 3B-like. Bases 164 to 1165 code for a protein of 333 amino acids. NCBI's taxonomy places the organism in Eukaryota, Metazoa, Cnidaria, Hydrozoa, Anthoathecata, Hydractiniidae. The transcript has 13 exons. The record is from RefSeq and is a predicted model, not a curated record.